Messenger RNA from Nycticebus coucang (slow loris), 1165 nucleotides. RefSeq names its product transcription elongation factor A like 5 (gene TCEAL5). The transcript has 3 exons. The record is from RefSeq and is a predicted model, not a curated record. Bases 303 to 920 code for a protein of 205 amino acids. Lineage: Eukaryota; Metazoa; Chordata; Mammalia; Primates; Lorisidae.
GGCAAGAAGUGAGCUGUCUCCUGACUCACUUUCUGCCAGAGGGGGGAGAACUAGGGACCCAAGCCGGCUGGUGACGUUUUUCCCACGUGAUCAGAAGCCGACGUGUGCAAAAAUCCCUCUCCUCCAGGUACCAGCUCCCUGUUUCCGUGGAGGAAGACAGAUUUCAGACUGAGGAACAGCGGAGACAACAGUCCCAUAGCCCUGCAGGUCUACAGGUCUGUGGUUGUGGGCACCAACUCAGACAAGAAGAGGAAAGACCUGUAGUGUCAGUGAAGCACAGACAAAGGAGAGGAAUUCUCAACAUGGAAAAGUUUUACAAAGAAAAUGAAGGAAAGCCAGAAAAUGAAGGGAACCUAGAAAAUGAGAUAAAACCAGAAGAUGAAGGAAGUACAGAUGAUGAAGGAAAUGGAGACAAUAAAAAGCUGGAAGUAAACAAGAAGCCAGAAUAUGAGGGAAAGCUAGAGGAUGAGGGAAAGCCAGAUAAUGAGGGACAACAAGAUGAAGGAAAGCAGGCAAAGCAGGGAAAGUCCGAAGGUGAGGGCAAACCACAAGGUGAGGGCAAGACAGAAUCCCAGGCAAAGCCAGAGAGCCAGGCACGGGCUGCUGAAAAGCGUCCAGCUGAGGAUUAUGUGCCCCGGAAAGCAAAAAGAAAAACGGACAGGGGGAGGACUGACGACUCUCCCAAGGACUCUCAGGAGGACUUACGGGAAAGGCAUUUGAGCAGUGAGGAGAUGAUGAGAGAAUAUGGAGAUGUGUCAAGGUGCCAGGAGGAGCUAAAGAAAAAGCAGAAAAUGGGUGGUUUUCAUUGGAUGCAGAGAGAUGUACAGGAUUCAUUCUCCCCAAGAGGCCAACGGGGUGUCAGGGGGGUCAGAGGGGGAGGUAGGGGCCAGAAGGACUUAGAAGAUGCUCCAUAUGUUUAACAUUUUGGGCUUUAAUUCUGAUUUAUCUGAUGGGAGUAUUGCCAGUCCUGCUUUCCCUGGCAGGCAUUUGCCGGGUAUGUGCUUUAAUCUUAUGCUAAUAUUUUCCUUUAGGUGUCCAUCUUGUUACCAAGAGACUUUUGACUGACCUACAAUGCUGUCUUUUAAUAGAGAAUUUUCACCCAUGUGCAUGGAAGAGAUGUUCAUGGUACAUUGUAAAAUAAUAAUAAAAAAAGUUUUCAGAACCA